Messenger RNA from Mercenaria mercenaria, 1071 nucleotides. Its product is annotated as ATP-dependent DNA helicase RecQ-like. The transcript is spliced from 5 exons. Gene Ontology annotation, molecular function: four-way junction helicase activity; nucleic acid binding; ATP binding. Gene Ontology annotation, biological process: double-strand break repair via homologous recombination. Lineage: Eukaryota; Metazoa; Mollusca; Bivalvia; Venerida; Veneridae. The record is from RefSeq and is a predicted model, not a curated record. The coding region runs from base 1 to 1071 and encodes 356 amino acids. Gene Ontology annotation, cellular component: chromosome; cytoplasm; nucleus.
AUGGCGGCGCCCAGUGCAAAUUGCGAGGAUGAGAGGUACUGUAUGGCACUGUCAGCCUACAAUCGUCAACAUAAAAAAGAUAUAAAAGAGUUUAAACCCCUUCAACAAAAAGCCUUAGAUGCUCUGGUGGGUGGGGCUGAUUGUAUCUGCUGCUUACCAACUGGGUUUGGAAAAUCUCAGGUUUAUGAAAUGUUACCUUUUGUAGACCCAAAUUCACUGGUUGUUGUUGUUGUGCCUCUCAAUGCAAUAAUUGCACAACAAAUUCAAAAGCUUGGUAGUAUGGCUAUUUGUUUAUCAAAAGGGAAGGAUUUACCAACAAAUCACAUUGCUGAUGGCACAGUAAGAUAUAUAUUCACCCAUCCAGAGGAUAUUCUAAAUAAUCGAAAAAUUACAGAUUUCUUCAGACAGGAUAAUGUAAAAAGACUCAACACAUAUCUAGUGAUUGACAAAGCACACUUUUUGAAAGAGCUUAAACAUAUGGGAGCUAGCUUUCCCAUCACAGUAAUCUACUGCAAAUCAAUACAAUGGAUUGGCUACGGCUAUGAAAUGGCAAGACAGAUCCUAGAGGACAGUUUUUAUGCUGGAGAGAAAACACCAGAGAAUGCCAGAGUAGUAAUGUUUCAUUCCUCUAUGGAAAAUAGCAGUGGGAAGUUGAAGGACAUGAUCUUGGGAAAAUUACAGACCCCACCAGAAACAUGUUGUUUAAGAUUGGUAUUUGCUUCAGUGGCACUGGGCAUGGGUGCAGACUUAAAGCACAUACAGCGAGUAAUACAUGCAGGACCACCAACAACAUUAGAAACCUAUGUUCAAGAGAUUGGUAGGUCCAGACGUGCUGAAAGUCAAGCACAGGCUAUUUUAUACUUUAACAACAAUGACCUGGCUGUAGCACACAUGCAGACAAACAUGAAGGAAUACUGCAGAAGUGACAAAUGCAAAAGAUUACUUAUAAAUGAAUACUUUGGUUUCAGCAACACAAGUAAACCAAAAAUCUGCUGCAAUGUUUGUCAACCGGACCUUGGCCUUGAAUGGAAAUUUACACAACUGUCUCUUUACGGUAUUUUACCGACAUAA